AUGUCCACGGCCUCAAAUAUUAUGAAAAUAUUGGAGAUUUGCCUGCCCGACCACCAUCUCAUUCCCUCACUUCCGUUUGCGAUAAUCGAAGAAUUCGAAAAGGACGAAUCGACGAGCUUGUUUCGUCUAAUUUCGCAUCGACAAUUGAGAAACGCGCUGGACGACGUGACAAUUCGACAAAAAGUGACGGAAAUUAUCAGAAAAGGUUAGUAUCGAGCCGUUUUCGCAAUAACACCCGCAUUUUUCCACAUUUUUCCAGAACCCCUCGACGUUUUCCGCUUGAACUUUCUCAAAAUGGACGCGGAACUCGCGAUGCUCGCCGUAAAACCACACAUUUGUGGCGAGAAAAAGAACGUGUUCGGAGUGGAAAUAUUGAACACGUGUUGCCAGUUGGUCCUCGAGCGCAAAGUUAUUGUGCGAUUCAAAAGUCUGGAGGACAACGAUUUGUCUCGCGCGCUGAACACUGUCCUGCAGGUGAUCGACGGGAGACCACGGCUGUUUAGAGUCUCUGUGAGAGGUAGGUACACUUGGAACUUGUGCAAAAUGUGUCACCGAACAAAGAUUGCAGAGAGCCUUCCGAAUGGUCCGAGUAGGAAGCGGAAAUUUGAAAAGUUUCUGGAGCAACUUCACAAAUUGGAGCGACGUUCGAGUGAGGAGCACACUUCCGAGUGCUAUAAACUCAACGAAUUCCAUUUUCCGAACAAGUUGGGCACUAAUGUAUACUUUAAAAUUGACCGGUCAAGCUGUUCGCACUGCAAGUAUCUCGAUUGA
Messenger RNA from Caenorhabditis sp. 36 PRJEB53466, 771 nucleotides. Lineage: Eukaryota; Metazoa; Nematoda; Chromadorea; Rhabditida; Rhabditidae. The record is from the annotation of a GenBank genome assembly.